Molecule: messenger RNA, 323 nt
Organism: Aspergillus nomiae NRRL 13137
Lineage: Eukaryota; Fungi; Ascomycota; Eurotiomycetes; Eurotiales; Aspergillaceae
Exons: 3
Coding region: 10-213 (67 amino acids)
Source: RefSeq, a predicted model, not a curated record
GAAAACAGAAUGGACAUUAAUAAGCUCAAGAAGGGUCUCAACGACACCACUGAAUCCGCAAAGGAUCAAAUCAAUAAACUCUACGUAGAAAAACCAGGCGAGACCGCAAACGAUGCUUUGAACAAGGGCAAAGAACAGGCUGCCUCUGCUGCUGACAACGCCAAGGCGGCCUUGGACAAGGCUCUGGGCAAAGGAGAGAACAACAACGCUUGAAAGGGUCGACAUUUAAUCAGGUAACAUGGUUGGGCUUCCAUUCUACUAUUUGUGCAUAGAGACCCGCUACGGUAGGAAUGGUUAGAUAAACAACAUAAGCCAUUUGAGGU